Molecule: messenger RNA, 946 nt
Organism: Sorghum bicolor (sorghum)
Lineage: Eukaryota; Viridiplantae; Streptophyta; Magnoliopsida; Poales; Poaceae
Product: guanine deaminase
Exons: 4
Coding region: 245-757 (170 amino acids)
Biological process (GO): purine nucleoside catabolic process
Molecular function (GO): zinc ion binding; guanosine deaminase activity
Source: RefSeq, a predicted model, not a curated record
UCUUUUUCUCCCAAUGAGUACUUAAUAGUUAAUACAGGCAUGUUCCUCGCGGACGAUCAUCCCAAUUAUUUAACACAAGGAGAACUGGACUGGAGAUAGCGACCCCAACCGGGAAGGUCACAGGCACACGGAUCACCACCAUUUCAUCAUCACCGGCUCCACCGUCUUCACCGGCGCCGGCCACGCCUCCGUCCCCAUUGCCUCUUGCUCAGCUUCUCCGUCCCAGCUCCUGCUACCGCCAUCCAUGGAGGCGCCUCAGGCAGCAGCAAGCCAAGAAGAGCGGGACUACAAGUUCAUCUUGAAAGCCGUGGACGAAGCUUACCGGGCAGUUGAGUGCGACGGCGGGUACCCCUUCGGGGCAGUCAUCGUGCAUGGUGACGAAGAGGUGGUCAGCAGCCACAACUUGGUCCGGAAGGACACUGAUCCAUCGGCGCAUGCUGAAGUCGCCGCCAUAAGACAGGCUUGCAAGAAACUAGGGAAAAUCAACCUCUCCGACUGCGAAAUCUACACGUCCUGUGAGCCAUGCCCGAUGUGCUUGGGGCUCAUUCGCCUAUCCAAGAUAAAGAAGGUGGUGUAUGGAGCCAAGUCGGAGGUUGCUGCUGCUGCUGGGCUCAAUGGCAUCCUCCCAGAUGUCUUUAUAGAGUACUAUCAGAAAUCCGGCAUAGAGAUGGUGGAUGGUUGUCAGUUGUUACUUGUGGAAGCCAAAGGAAUGGUGCCAUUUCCAAGCUUUUGUUGCCUGUGGGACGUUCAGAUUUAGACAUUUCAUAUGCCUGGAGACCGGAAUAAAUUCCCUUUUUCUGAAAAAAAAUGCAUCACAUGGUUUGUUAUAUCAGUACGUUAUUUCUUUUUAACGUCAGCCUUGAGCUGUGUGACUCUGUAAUAAUAAUACACGAUGCUAUAUGAAAAAACUGGAAGGUUUUCUAUUUACUAAACAAAUGCAAACCCA